Prosopis cineraria is the source of this 1095-nucleotide messenger RNA. RefSeq names its product putative disease resistance protein RGA3. The coding region runs from base 1 to 1095 and encodes 364 amino acids. Gene Ontology annotation, molecular function: ADP binding. The transcript is spliced from 2 exons. Gene Ontology annotation, biological process: defense response to other organism. NCBI's taxonomy places the organism in Eukaryota, Viridiplantae, Streptophyta, Magnoliopsida, Fabales, Fabaceae. The record is from RefSeq and is a predicted model, not a curated record.
AUGGCUGAGUCUAUUCUGGAAGUUGUGCUUGGGACUUUGAACAAGUUCAUUCAAGAUGAGCUUGGCUUGUUUCUGGGUGUCAAUCAAGAGAUGAACAGACUCAGUAGCACACUUUCAACAAUCUGGGCUGUGCUUGAAGAUGCCGAGGAAAAGCAACUUACUGACAAGGCUAUAAGAAAUUGGCUGCAAAAGCUAAAAGAUGCAGCUUACAUUCUGGAUGACAUAUGGAUGGAUGAGUGUGCAACAGAAGGACUUCGAUUUCAGUAUAGAAGAAAAAACUGUAGAUCAACAAACAAGGUAAGACAUUCUUCCUUAUCCUCAUUUCAUCCAAUGAUUGUACUUUUCCGCUACAAAAUUGCUAGGAAAAUGAAAAAGACAAGGGUGUUGUUAGAUGCAAUUGCUGAUGAAAAGCGCAAGUUUCAUUUGUGUGAGGCAGUUACCCAGAGGAAAACUGAAGUGAUGGAAUGGCGUCAAACUGGUUCCAUUAUUACUCAACCUCAGGUAUAUGGAAGAGAAGAAGAUAAGAAAAGAAUUGUGGAUUUUUUGGUCGGUCAGGCUUCUGGUUUUGAUGAUGUAUCAGUGUAUCCUAUAGUUGGUAUUGGUGGACUAGGAAAGACAACUCUGGCACAACUUGUCUUCAACGAUGAAGAAAUAACAAUUUUCAAGAAAACUUCAAGAGACGCUUCAGGAAAAAAAUACUUGAUUGUUUUGGAUGAUGUGUGGAAUGACGACCAAGAGAAAUGGGAUAGGUUGAAAUAUGUCUUGUCAUGUGGAUCAAGAGGUUCCUCCAUUCUUGUCACUACUCGGCUAGCAAAGGUAGCAUCCAUCGUGGGAACGCAACCUUCUCAUCAGCUAUAUGGUUUAUCCAUUGAUGAAUGCUGGAAAUUGUUCAGGCAACGUGCCUUUGGACCAGACAGGGAAGCGCAUGCACAGCUUGCGGACAUAGGAAAGGAGAUAGUGAAAAAGUGUGGUGGUGUGCCUCUUGCUGCGAAAGCAUUGGGGGCCUUUUAUGUUUCACCAGGGAAGAGAGUGAGUGGCUCUACGUCAAGGAUAGCAAACUUUGGGGUCUACCACAAGAUGAAAACUCCAUCUUAG